AUGUCUUGUAAUUGGUUAUUAGUUGAAGACGCCAAUUUAUAUAAAAACCUAGCAAAAGGGCAAUAUUGCGCUUCCUAUACAUUCAAAAUUCGAAAUGGUGUAAUAAUUCUAGAACCGUGUAAAAGAUGUGAUCGAGAGACUAAAUCGAGCGUCCAGCUUUGUGUCCCAUGCAGACAAG
Molecule: messenger RNA, 178 nt
Organism: Racocetra persica
Lineage: Eukaryota; Fungi; Glomeromycota; Glomeromycetes; Diversisporales; Gigasporaceae
Source: the annotation of a GenBank genome assembly